AUGGAGGAAAUCGUGGUUGUUGACAACCCCAAACCGUGGGUUUGGUCCGAAAUUGCGGAGAGGGUAAGAUUUGAUAUUAUUAUAUUGCUUUUAACACUUUUUUCCUUAGAAUGGGCGAAAUAAAAUAUAUAUAUAUAUAUAAACCAUUGAAAGUUAGGAUCCAAGAGGACAAAAUGGAGCUAAAAAAAUCUAAAAUUCCAUAAGACAGGCCUCAAAAUUGAAUGAAAACCAAUUUGAUUUUGCGGUGACACAAUUUGUUUUCUCAGCGGCGGUCAGAUUUUCAAUGCGACAGAAUGCUCAUUAUUUUCCGGACAGACUGAUAUUUUCUAUAAACUACGGCAAUUUUGGCCAAAUUGUUGCUAUGGCAUCUUCACUAUCGUAUCGCGAAAUAUUCCGAUAUCGCACAUGGACAUUUAUCACAAAUUUUUUUUCAAGCGUCCCAACUCUGAUCCAAUACCUCUGACAAGGAACUUGAAUCUAUAAUAAUAUCAGUCUGUCGGAAAAAUAACGAGCCCGUUUUCCUGCGCUGAUUGCAUCGCUGAAUUGAAAAGCAAUUUGAUUUUGUCACGACGCAAUUCGUUUUCUCAGCUACGACAGAGUGCUCAUUAUUUUCCCGACCGACUGCUUAUGCAUGUAGUAUAAAAUAAGGCAACUUCCAGGUGGCCGAAACCGAGGGAUGGGCUGUAUCCGACAACGACUACAACUGUUGGCGCAGCGCGUUCGGUGACGACUUUAUUUUGAGGGUCUUUUUGACAAAAGGUAAGUGCUGACACGGCGAUUUGGUUUCCAAAGAAAUAUCUAUCACAUACACAACGCAAUAAAAAGAAAUGUUCAGAUGACAAAUUCAUCUGUUCCUUGGCAAUUGCCACUUAUCCUUCAGCUGAUCCUGAAGGGUCUCCGCUAACUACUGUUGGUAUGUUCUACACUGCUCCCGAGUUCCGAGGGAAUGAUUUUGGAACUCAAAUGUUUUUCGAUCUGGUGGAGCGAGAAGAACAUAAUGGCCAUAACAAAGGGCUGAUUGGAGGUGAGUUUUAGGUUUUGCUGUAUCUUAUUUUUACUCGCAAUAUUUCUCGAAACACCCUGUAUAGCAGAGUUUCUUUACAUAGACGUAUUUUACCUAUCUUUGCAGUCGAAGCAAUGGCCUCGAAAUACGCAGCUCGCCAUGGCUUCGAUAAAGAAUCCGGCUUUGUUUGGGACUGCUACAUCAACGAUGGCACUGAUUUCAAGCCGGAAAACUUGGAAAGGCAUCCUGAUAUUGUAAUAAAAAGAGCCUUGGACACGGAUUUUGAGAAGUUGGUCGCAUACGACCAAACAAUUGCCGGUAAAAUCGACCGAAGGAAAUAUUUGAACAGUGGAAUUCGAGUGCUUCAAAGUUACUCAUUGGUGAGUAAAAAUUGUUUUUGAAUUACUGAGAUUGAUAAAUUUGGGUAUUUUUGCCAAUAAUUUUUAGGCUUUUGAGAAAAAAAGUUUUCGUUGUGGGACCCAUAACCUUAAUUUUAUUGGCUAAAAAGUUGAAAUAAAGCAGUCAAAAAUAAAAAAUAGAAAUUUUUUCUUUCGUAUUUUGCAAAAUAGUUUAUAAAUUUAUAGUUUUUGCAGAGACCCAGGUUUUCGUGUCGGGACCCAAAACCAAUUUUUUUUGUGGCCAAAACGUAAAAACAAAGGGUUAAAUUGACCAGAAAUGAUUCAAGCAAUUCGUAUUUUACAACUUCAACCGCGAUUUACUGAUUUUUGGCAAUUUUUAGUCUUUUGAAAAAAAAAAGUUUUUGUUGCGGGACCCAUAAUCUUAAUUUUAUUGACUAAAAAUUUUAAAUAAAGCAGUCAAAAAUAAAAAAUAGAAAUUUCUUCUUUCGUAUUUUACAAAAUAGUUUAUAAAUUUCUAGUUUUUGAAGUGAACCAGGUUUUCGUGGCGGGACACAAAACCUUAAUUUUUUGGCCAAAACGUAGAAACAAAGGGUUAAAUUGACCAGAAAUUAUUCGAGCAAUUCGUAUUUUACAACUUCAACCGCGAUUUACUUAUUUUAUAGAAAAGCGAGUUUUCGUUUCGGGACCCAACGUCAUAAUUUUUUUUUUUUUUGAUAUUUCAAUGAAGUCUUUGUUAUAAAGAAGGUCCCAUUUUUCCCAUUAUCUUAAUGUAAAAUAUGACGUCAUCAACCAAAUUUUGACAAUUUCAGGCAGCUCUAAACCCCGCUGGAGAAGUUAUUGGCCUUCUGAGAGGUCGAAUCUGCGCUCAAUAUCAACUUUAUAUUGGGCCUCUUUAUGCUGACAGCCCUGUAGGUCAAAAAAAGGCUCGAUUACUACAAAAAACUCUCAAUAAUUUGUGAUUUCAGGAGAUUGCAGAAUCUUUAUUACACGAGAUAUUUGUGAAUACCCCAAGAAAACCGAAUUUGUUCACCAAAAUUGUGAUCGCAGCGCCUUCAACUAACCUCGAAUUUGUGAAAUUAUGGUCGAAAUUUUGUGGCAGAGAGGCCAAGAAAGCCGGCUCAAUGCAUUCGCAGUUUACUAAGGAGGUUUUGCAGGUGAAUUUUGAGAUUUUUUGGAUUUUUUUGAUUUUUUAGCUGCGAAAAUCGAUUUUUUACUUAUAAAUUGUCGUUUAGGUCCCAACGGAACGAGUUUUUGGGAUUUUCGACUACUGCAUGAGCUAUGUUUGA
Molecule: messenger RNA, 2648 nt
Organism: Bursaphelenchus xylophilus (pine wood nematode)
Lineage: Eukaryota; Metazoa; Nematoda; Chromadorea; Rhabditida; Aphelenchoididae
Source: the annotation of a GenBank genome assembly